UCUGNUUGGCGCCUCCGCCCGCCUUCCCCGGACGCCUCCCUGGAAGGACUGGCUGAAACGGCUCCUGGAUCCAGACGCGUCGAGGCCCAGGAGACAAAAUGUCAUCAAAAAUUUUGCCCGUACCACUGGCUACUGGAGAUAAAGUAAACAAUGAACCAAGCAAAAAGGAGAAGCCGUAUAAGAUCUUUUUCAGAGAUCUCUUUCUUUUCAAAGAAAGUGAAAUCGCAGCAAAGAAACGGGAAAAAUUUUUGAACCGCAGCAGGAAAGUCUACCAAAAGUCUACAUUUUCAUCUCGAAUGAAGAGUCGUUCACACCUGAGCCAAAUAGCGUUUCCCUCUGACACGGGUGGUGCCUCAUUUGACAAGUAUGGGUUCAAUCCCGCACUUAUUCUCAGGUUAACAGAAGGUGCAGACACAAAAAGGACUCUCCAUGAAUUCAUUAGUGACCAGCGAGGCAGGUUUCUGCUCGAGUAUGCUGUGUCCACCAAGAGGAAUACAAUUACCAGGUUUGACAAACACAUGACAACGAAGGAGCAGCAGAUCCUCAAAGCAGAAACAAAGCUCCAGGAGGAUGCCGUGGCCUUCGAAGAGUUCCUCCGCGAAAAUGACCAGAGAUCCGUAGACGCCCUGAAAAUCGCAGCGCAAGAAACCAUCAACAAACUCCAAAUGACAGCUGAGCUCAAGAAAGCGAACAUGGAGGUGCAGGCAGUGAAAAGCGAAAUAUCAAAAACAGAAUUCCUCCUUAGAGAGUACAUUAAAUAUGGGCUUUUUCUGCUGAAAUUGUCUCCAAAACAUUGGCAAAUCCAGCAAGCACUGAAAAGGGUGGAGAGAUCGAAGAGUAAAGAAAAUGUGGAUGUCACUCUUCCAAAAAUAUUAACAAAAUUAAAUUCAAGGAAAAUGGAGGUCAAUACUGAGGACUCCAGGAAGACAUCAUUUUCAGAAGAAAAUUCCCUGGGAAGAAGUAGUCAAGGAAAACUACGCAAGAAGGCCACUCGCACCCUAGAGGGUAACAAGUCAUCCCUGUCAAACCGAUCUGACAGUGUAAGUUCGGAAGAGAGUUUGGAAUUCUUGAUAGAUGAAGAGAUGGACUAUGAUCUGGAGCCAGAGCUUUAUUUCACAGAACCAGAGCAGCUACUUCAAGUCCUCACAGAGCUGGAAGAGCAGAACCUGACCUUGGUACAAUAUUCCCAAGAUGUAGAUGAAAACCUCGAAGAUGUGAACAAAAGAGAAAGACUUAUACAGGAUAAAAUAAAUAGCAACAUAGAUUUCCUUUUGGAACACAAGAAGAUGCUUAAGGCUAGCUGCAUGAGAGAAGAGGAAAAGGCGGCGGAACUGGAAUUAAGGUCCAGGCUCUUUAGUUUUGGAGAAUUUAAUUCAGAUGCCCAGGAAAAACUGAUAGACUCUCUUAGUAAAAAAAUCAACCAAGUAUACAAAGUCUGCAUCGGAGAGAGUGAGGUUGGCAGCCUCAACGCAGUGCAAAAGCUGGUAAAAGUAGAGUCUCGCCUGGUGGAACUGAGCGAUCUUAUUGAAUCCAUUCCCAAAGAAAACGUGGAGGCAAUUGAGAGAAUAAAACAGAAAGAACGACGGCAAAAGUUCCGUGAAGAGAAAAUGAAGGAAAAACAAAGACACCAGGAAGAAAGGCUAAAAGCUGCCCUGGAAAGAGCAGUAGCACAACCAAAGAAAAAGCUGGGAAGACGGCUUGUCUAUCGUUCAAUACCUUCAUUUGAUAACAAACAUGAACUACUUUUAGUCAAAGAUACAAGAACAAGAUCACUAGAGAAUGAAUAUUUUUUCACUUGAAUAGGAGCAGUAAGACAUUUAUUACCACAAUGUUUUAGGCAUAUUUUAUAUAUUCUGGUUUACAGUAAUGGCAAUAUUCUGCCCCAUAUGCUUGCCUAACCAAUUUGAGGAAGACAUGCCCUUGUUCUAACAGCUAUAUAGGACUGGAAAUGGGAGUUACUUUCUUUUGUUGAAGGCUUUUUAUUACCCAUAGCCUAAGUAUUAUUCUGUACAUUAUACAUCUAUACUUUUAAUUGUCCCAGUUGGGGAUACACAUCCAAAGUUACUUUACUGAUGUAACUAUAUGGUUAGUGGCAUUCUCUGACAACAUGAGACUUUAAAUGAUCUUUUUUUUUUUUCAACCACUCUACAGGAAAGUUCAUAGUAUACAUUUUACCACUGUGGAGUAUAUAUUGUAUGUAAUAAAGUACAACACUAAAAUAUCUUAAGGGUUUUGAGUUUAAAACUUAAAUGAAAACCACUAAGUUACGUUCUGAGAACAUAACUGUGAGACUGGAUUUUAACUCCUAUUAAGAAGUACUGUUCAGAAACUUAAUUCUCUUAAGUGAACAGACCAUGUCUUCAUCAACCUAAAUGUCAGUUCACAAUUUCUGUUGUGCUCUGUAUCCAUAAUCGUUUUUAUUUUCAGCUGUUUCAUUUUAGCUAUGCUAUGUGUAUUAUUAUUUAAGCUUACAUUAUAAUUUGUAAUUUGUCCAUUACUAAGUAAUAUAUACUAAUUCUAAGAAAAUAUUUCACUUUAUACAUGUCAGAAAUGGCUCAAAAAUAACUUUAAAAGAAGCAGUUGCUUUUAAAAGGUCUCAGUUAAUAUGUGAUUACAAGGGCUGAAUUUCACCUUCAUAAAUUUUUAUAGAGCAUAUAAAUAAUCUUCCCUUAUAGAAAAAAAUACGAGUAUUGGGUUUAUAAAAAACAAACCAAAAAACCCAACUUGAAUGAAGUU
This is a messenger RNA of Miniopterus natalensis, 2736 nucleotides long. RefSeq names its product coiled-coil domain containing 38 (gene CCDC38). The record is from RefSeq and is a predicted model, not a curated record. Lineage: Eukaryota; Metazoa; Chordata; Mammalia; Chiroptera; Miniopteridae. Gene Ontology annotation, cellular component: centrosome.